This is a messenger RNA of Drosophila rhopaloa, 935 nucleotides long. RefSeq lists its product as uncharacterized. The transcript has 7 exons. The coding region runs from base 59 to 919 and encodes 286 amino acids. NCBI's taxonomy places the organism in Eukaryota, Metazoa, Arthropoda, Insecta, Diptera, Drosophilidae. The record is from RefSeq and is a predicted model, not a curated record.
AAUCCUUUUGUGUCAGCGUGCUUGGAAUGCUCAUCUGCGAGGCGUGAGCGACUGAAAGAUGGCCAUCCUGGAGUCUUGUUGCUUCUGGAAGGAUGUGCGGAGUGGCAGUUUUGCCUGCGCCAUCUACACAUUGGUUUACUUUGGCUUCUCGACGCUGAUGUUUUUGUUCUACCUGCGCGGGGAGCAGGAAUUUCUGGUGGGGAACCGCGCUCAACCGAUGGGCGAAAGUCUGCUGGAGAAGGGUGAUGUGACUGUAGUGACUGUGAUAUUCAACGUUUUGUUACUGUUUUGCUCGAUGCUGAUGGUGCUGUCGUCCGUUCUGUUAAUAUUGGGUCUCCAGCAGAACAAACGACAGCUGCUGAUACCCUGGAUUUGCUUCAUGCUGGGCGACAUGCUCAUCGAGUGCUUCCACCUGGUUUAUUUGGCCCUCUCCCGCCGCGUAAAGUUUGAUCCUAUCGUCGGUUUCAUCUUCACCAUGGACUUCUUCCUCCUGUGCCUCAACCUCUACUGUCUGCUGUGCGUCAUCUCGCAGUACCAAACAUUCCGCGCCCAGCGAGCGGAGCUGCAACAGGCGAACUCCUCGGCAUCGCCUAUUGUGGUCUUCACAGCAGCCGAGAAGCUAACCAAAACGCAGCAGCAACAGCAGCAAACGCAGCAGCAGCAGCAACAUAAUCGGCAGCAACAGUUGGAGACCGGAACCGGAAACGGGAAGCGGCGACGAAUGCUCGCGGCUGCCAGUCCGCUGAUCACCUCGCAGCGGCUCACCAACUUCUCCACCAUCACCGAGGAGGAGGAGCAGCAGUCCCGGAUAGGCCACCCACCGGAUCAGACGAAUGGAGAGCAACUGGCCCGAAUUCCAAUUAUUACUCUGGCUUCCAGCCCGGCUCAUUGCAGUGAUGCAAGUCCCACUCGUCACUAAGCCAACGUUACGUAUU